Tremella mesenterica DSM 1558 is the source of this 966-nucleotide messenger RNA. RefSeq lists its product as uncharacterized. The record is from RefSeq and is a predicted model, not a curated record. Lineage: Eukaryota; Fungi; Basidiomycota; Tremellomycetes; Tremellales; Tremellaceae. The coding region runs from base 1 to 687 and encodes 228 amino acids. Gene Ontology annotation, biological process: signal transduction. The transcript is spliced from 2 exons.
AUGAGGACUUUAUCAAUACCAGGCCCGACUUUUGCGCCGUACUCUCCCUUGAGACGGAACACAAGGUCUGGAUAUUGGGGUAGAAAACCAGAACAUUUGAUUCAAGCGAACGGAAAGAUUUAUUCGUUGUUCCAACAAUUAAGGGAGGCCAUUCUGGGAUAUUGUAAUGCUGAAGAAGGUGUAUUCCGAAGGACAUCCAAUUCUACCCUGAUGCCCGUCCUCGAAUCCAUCCUCGACCUUCCUCUCAAUUCCCAACCUUCACUUCCUUGGACACAACUGGCAAAAAGAGACCCUCUUUUACCUCCUAAAGUGCUUAUGAAACUCUACAGCUCCUUAGAUUCUCCCUUAAUUCCACAAUCUCUCUAUCCUAUCAUCAAGGACAUCACGAGUAUCAGAAUCAUCCACGACGAACUCCUUCCCGCACUGUCAACAUCUGAACGAAUUCUACUCUCACACUUGGUGAAAACUCUACAUCUGUUCAGUAAGUACCAGACAGCUACCAAGAUGUCCCCGCUUGCUUUGGCCAUAGUCGUCGCUCCGGUGUUGAUACGAGGUCCGGAUCCAUUGGAGGACGCGAUGAUGUGUAUGGAACCUGGUAAAUCACUUCCUGUCGCUAUGGGAGGUAAUGGGGAGGCGGGGGGGAUGACUUUGGUGGGUUCGCUGGAGAUGUGGAUCAGGGAGGGUUGAUGGGCAAGAUCAGCUGGGAUGAAGUGAAAUACACCCUCUACAAAGUCACUGCCGAAGUCCGAGGUAUCAGUGAUACCGAAGCAGAGAGGGAGUACAUUCUUCGUAUCUCUCCGCGACUAGACGCAACCGUACGUUCUGUCUCCUCCAGAGCCCGACAACUUGAAAAGCUUCCGUCAGGUUCUCUUCGAAGCAUAAAACUCGGCUUCAGAUUUUGCAUAUCUAGUAUCGAUCAUAUCUGUAUAGAAUAACAAGCCUCAUGCGCUAUGCAGUUCAUACCCC